AUGUUGAAGGCCCUCACACCACAGGCCACCGCCGCCAAAAAGGGGGAUAACAAUGAUAGCGAGCUUGCUUCCUCUGACGACCAUGACGCUCAAGUUGGUCAACUCCGACAAGCACAAGAUGCCAAACGACAGAUCGGGGUCGUGUCUGCCACUUUCCUCGUCGUCAACCGCGUCAUCGGCACCGGUAUCUUCGCAACACCGGGCUCUAUUCUAGCGUUAUCUGGCAGUGUUGGCCUUUCACUGUUCAUGUGGCUAGCUGGCGCAAUCAUCGCCCUCGCCGGGACCGCCGUGUAUCUGGAGUUUGGAACCGCCAUUCCACAAAACGGGGGCGAGAAGAACUACUUGGAAUACGUCUAUAGGAGACCAAAGUUCCUGGUCACUGGCCUGUACACCGGUUAUGUGGUCUUGCUCGGCUGGGCUAGUGGUAACUCAGUCAUCUUUGGCGAAUAUAUUCUUCACGCAGCUCAAAUUGAAGUGGACCGGUGGAACCAGCGGGGGAUUGGCAUUGCCUGUAUCACGGCCGCGUUUCUCAUCCACGGUACGGCGCUCAAAUGGGGUAUUCGCCUCCAGAACUUUCUUGGAGCUAUCAAGGUCAUUAUCAUCCUCAUCAUCGUCAUCACUGGCUGGGUUGCCCUUGCGGGGCACCUCAAGCUCCCCGAGGAGCGCCGACCACAUAACUUCACCAACGCGUUCGAGGGAACGACAGGAAGUGCCUAUGGCGUUGUCACGGCCCUGUAUAACGUAAUCUGGAGUUUUGUCGGCUUCAGCAAUGCUAACUACAGCCUAUCGGAGAGACACACGCCCCCGUGCGUACCCUUAAGAUUGCCGGCGCCAAUGGCCAUCGAGACAAUUUCGAUCCUCUACAUGCUUGUCAACGUCGCAUACUUCGCUGCGGUCCCCAAAGAGGAAAUUCUCGAAGCCCGGCGGCUCGUUGCUGCGUCCUUGUUUAGAAACGUCUUUGGUGGCACUGCCGAGCGUGCGCUCUCGGUGUUUGUCGCGCUCUCGGCGUUCGGCAAUGUGCUCAGCGUCAUAUUCUCGCAGGGCCGGCUUGUGCAAGAGCUGGGGCGUGAGGGCAUUCUCCCCUUCUCUCGGAUCUGGGCUAGCAACCGCCCAUUCAAUGCCCCCACUCGCCCGGCCUCUUCGAACAUUGGCUUGUUUCCGUCAUUAUCAUGCUUGCUCCCCCACCCUGGGGAUGCGUACGACUUUAUUUUGAAGUGA
Messenger RNA from Chaetomium globosum CBS 148.51, 1218 nucleotides. RefSeq lists its product as uncharacterized. The coding region runs from base 1 to 1218 and encodes 405 amino acids. Gene Ontology annotation, molecular function: L-amino acid transmembrane transporter activity. NCBI's taxonomy places the organism in Eukaryota, Fungi, Ascomycota, Sordariomycetes, Sordariales, Chaetomiaceae. The record is from RefSeq and is a predicted model, not a curated record. Gene Ontology annotation, cellular component: membrane. The transcript has 3 exons. Gene Ontology annotation, biological process: amino acid transmembrane transport.